This is a messenger RNA of Phacochoerus africanus (Common warthog), 4647 nucleotides long. RefSeq names its product FCH and double SH3 domains 2 (gene FCHSD2). Gene Ontology annotation, molecular function: protein binding. Gene Ontology annotation, cellular component: neuromuscular junction; recycling endosome. NCBI's taxonomy places the organism in Eukaryota, Metazoa, Chordata, Mammalia, Artiodactyla, Suidae. Gene Ontology annotation, biological process: regulation of actin filament polymerization; neuromuscular synaptic transmission. The transcript has 20 exons. The coding region runs from base 402 to 2624 and encodes 740 amino acids. The record is from RefSeq and is a predicted model, not a curated record.
CCGCGUCCGAGGAGCCGCGGAGCGGGCGGCGGGCGGGGAGCCUCGGCGGCCGGGAACCGGACGACGCGGCCGCUCGUCGCGAGCUGCUCGCGAGCUGGGAGACCCUGCGCCCCCGCUCCCGGGCCCCCGCCCCCUCGCGGUCCCCGCCUCCUCGCCUCACACACCCCCCGGGCCGCCGGAGCCCAGGCCUUCCCGGCGCUCCUCCUCUUUCUCUUUACACUCUGCCCGCGACCCGGGUCCUCCUGCCGUCCGCCGGCCUUGCUCCCUCCGGGCCGAGUGCUGGUUCUCAGGCGCUGCUUACCGCUCACGCCGGCUCUCGGGGCCGCCCCCUCCUCUCGGCUCUCCUUCUCCCUGCCUCGCCAACGCCGCCGCCGGAGGAGGAUUGAUGUCCCUUCAGCAUCAUGCAGCCGCCGCCGAGGAAGGUGAAAGUUACACAAGAACUGAAAAACAUUCAAGUUGAGCAGAUGACAAAACUUCAAGCCAAACAUCAAGCAGAAUGUGAUUUGCUUGAAGAUAUGAGGACAUUCAGUCAGAAGAAGGCUGCUAUUGAAAGAGAGUAUGCACAGGGUAUCCAGAAGUUGGCUAGUCAGUAUCUGAAGAGAGAUUGGCCCGGAAUAAAAACUGAUGAUCGGAGUGAUUACAGGAGCAUGUAUCCUGUUUGGAAAUCUUUUCUCGAGGGAACAAUGCAGGUAGCCCAGUCUCGGAUCAAUAUAUGUGAAAACUAUAAAAACUUCAUUUCUGAGCCUGCAAGGACAGUGAGAAGCUUAAAAGAACAGCAACUAAAAAGGUGUGUGGACCAGUUGACAAAGAUCCAGACUGAAUUACAAGAGACAGUGAAAGAUUUAGCUAAAGGCAAAAAGAAGUACUUUGAGACCGAACAGAUGGCUCAUGCAGUACGAGAGAAAGCUGACAUCGAGGCAAAAUCUAAACUUAGUCUUUUUCAAUCAAGAAUCAGUUUACAGAAGGCAAGUGUAAAGUUAAAAGCCCGGCGAUCUGAGUGUAAUUCCAAAGCUACCCACGCGAGGAAUGAUUAUCUUCUUACACUGGCAGCAGCAAAUGCACACCAGGAUCGCUACUAUCAGACAGACUUAGUUAACAUUAUGAAGGCUCUUGAUGGAAAUGUGUAUGACCACCUCAAGGAUUAUUUAAUAGCCUUCAGCCGGACCGAGCUAGAGACAUGCCAAGCUGUGCAGAACACAUUCCAGUUUUUAUUAGAAACCUCCAGCAAGGUGGUACGAGACUAUAAUCUUCAGCUGUUCUUACGAGAGAAUGCUGUAUUCCACAAACCCCAGCCCUUCCAGUUCCAGCCUUGUGACAGUGACACUAGCCGACAGUUGGAAUCGGAAACUGGGACCACCGAGGAGCACAGUCUAAACAAGGAGGCUCGGAAAUGGGCCACCCGUGUGGCACGAGAGCACAAAAAUAUUGUUCACCAGCAACGGAUUCUAGAUGAUCUGGAAUGUCAUGGAGUUGCCGCGUCAGAACAAAGCCGAACAGAGUUGGAACAGAAAAUAGAUGAAGCUAGAGAGAAUAUUCGUAAAGCAGAGAUAAUUAAGUUGAAAGCUGAAGCCCGGCUGGACUUGCUCAAGCAGAUUGGCGUUUCUGUGGACACGUGGCUGAAGAGUGCCAUGAACCAAGUGAUGGAGGAACUGGAAAACGAGCGAUGGGCCCGCCUUCCCGCAGGGACCAGUAAUGGAGCCUUACAUUCACUUAAUACAGAUACUGAAAAAGAAGAAGGAGAAGAGUUUGAAGACAAUAUGGAUGUUUUUGAUGACAGCAGUUCCAGCCCUUCUGGCACCUUAAGAAAUUAUCCACUCACCUGCAAAGUUGUUUAUUCUUACAAGGCUUCUCAACCAGAUGAGUUGACCAUUGAGGAGCAUGAGGUGUUAGAAGUGAUUGAAGAUGGAGAUAUGGAAGACUGGGUAAAGGCUCGAAACAAAGUUGGCCAAGUGGGUUACGUGCCGGAGAAGUACCUCCAGUUCCCCACCUCCAGCAGUCUGCUGAGCAUGCUGCAGUCCCUGGCCGCCCUGGACAGCCGCUCCCACACGUCCAGCAAUUCCACGGAGGCCGAACUCGUUUCCGGCAGCCUCAACGGAGAUGCCAGUGUCUGUUUCGUGAAAGCACUUUAUGACUACGAGGGCCAGACAGACGAUGAAUUAUCGUUUCCUGAGGGAGCGAUCAUUCGCAUCUUGAACAAAGAAAACCAGGACGAUGAUGGCUUCUGGGAAGGCGAAUUCAGUGGGCGGAUUGGAGUUUUCCCAUCGGUGCUGGUGGAAGAACUUUCAGCCUCAGAAAAUGGUGACGCUCCCUGGAUGAGAGAGAUUCAGAUCUCUCCUUCCCCCAAGCCGCCGGGCUCCCUGCCUCCACUGCCGCUGUAUGACCAGCCUCCCGGCAGCCCCUACCCCAGCCCAGAUAAGAGGAGCUCCCAGUACCUCCCCCGCUCUCCCUCAGCAAAUGAAAACAGCUUCCAUGCCGAAUCGCCAGGAUUUUCGCAGGCAUCCAGGCAGACGCCUGAGACCUCAUAUGGCAAACUGCGACCUGUCCGGGCAGCUCCCCCUCCGCCCACGCAGAACCACCGAAGGCCGGCAGAGAGGAUCGAGGACGUGGAAGUCACGCUGGUGUGAUGGCGGGUUUGCCCGGCCGUCCUGCUGCAGUCCAGGCCAGGCUCGGGGUCGGGCCAGUCUUACUUGUCAGGCACCUUUGCAUGAUGACGACGUGAACAGAGCAAAGACAAGGAUCAUACGUGACUGGGUGGCCUGGUGGACUCCUCCCACGUUUUGAAUAUGUUGUGCCUUUCUUGGUUGUCAUUUUCUAUGUCAUCUCUCCGACCACAGCACAAAUCUUAGCAGGCCCUAGAGGCAGAGAGGGGGCAGCCCUCGUGCCUAACAGUGGCCUGUUUUUAUAUGAGACUCGAGACCAGGCCUCAUUCAGGGCCCAGUCACAGAGAUACUGACCGUGUACUCUCGUACAGUAUAUUACUGUGGCCACAAGGAUGUGGCAAAGAUUCUCACCUUUCUUCAAGUGGCUUUUGCUCGUCUGGUUGAGUUUAAUCAGACCGUGUUGGCGGCAUAAGGAAGCAAAAGGAGGGGUUUCAGGAGAGGCUGGCUCCUCCCCCAGUUAGUCCUCAGACUAAGAACGUGAGACCUGCUGCAAAGAAGUGGACUGCCCUGCGCUUAGCGCCGUUGCAUUAACGCGCACCUCUCCCACAACUAACCGAUUCAAAACCGUAACAGUGUCCUUUGUCUGGAUGUUUAUGCCGUUCAUCUAGUAUUAGUGGAGCUAACACGGAGGGCUGGACUGGUAGCCAAAUCUCUUCCAUCACAUAGGUAAAUAGAAAGGAGGCUGCGGCUAAAGUAGAAAUGGAGCUUCCAGAUCUUGAAACGAGCCGAUUUAAUGUUCUGUUUCUAUUUGGGUAUUUUUCAUCUUAAUUUUUGCAGCAUAUACUCUUCUGACCAGUAUCCUCAGAACCUGAAUGUCUAGAUAAACUGGGGACACACACUCGCCUUGUUGAGCUUCUCUGCUCGGGAGGCCCGUAGCAUUAUUUUCUUCCCAAGCCAGUCAGCUGGCCCAGACCAGCGGCCACCCACCGCAUAAAAUGCAGCUUCCCAGGUCCACCGACCUGACCUUUCCCUGAGAGGAAGAACCUGAGGCUCAUGGAGGAAACCAGCUUCCUGUGCCGAAGAACGUGAGCGUCACACACCCUGCACAGGUGCCCACCCACGAGGACAAGCGACCCAGGAGCCGCCUUCCCUGCGGGCGGAUGGGCGGGCAGGCGACCCGGCGCCCCGUGCCCAGGCAUCCCGGUGUGAGCCCCUGGUGGCCCUCCCCUCCCAGGGAAGGUGGGAGCGCCCUGCUGAGGGACUAAGGGAUGUUUGCCAGUUGCUUUGUCUUUUUUCUUUCUUUCUUUCUUUUUUUUUAAAGAAAUCAGAUUUGCAGAAUUUAAUCCAAAAGUUGUCUUAACGCUUUGAAAAUUCCAUCCCUCCUAAGAAUCUUUAAACACUUGAAAUGCUCGCCAAAUGUCCCCAUGGGAUUUUUGACCAAAAGUAAGGUCAUAGCUGAGGAAAUUUUCGGUUACUCAUUUGAUCAGUGACAAUAUUCAGCGAUAAUCUUCUCUGUGAUUUGAGGAUUUUUGUUUCAGUUUUUUGCAUUUCUUAACCUGUUGAUCUAUUUGAGGUCUUUUUGUGUUUAUCAAACUUAUUCUUAAGUUUAAAAAAGAAACUGAAAGAGUGGCUUUUUUUUAAGAUUUUAAAGUUCGUUGACAAGUUAAAAAGCCUUUAGAGCACUUUAAAAAUCUUCAUAGUGCUCAGGUCGGGCCACUCCUGCUACCCAGUCUUGUAUUCUCUCUUUAGCUAGCAAAGUUGUCCUCGAACCUGGGUUUUCCACAUUCUCCGAGGGUUAUUUGAAAUCUUUGGUUAUAUUUUAAAAUAUUUUUUGGAAGAGCUGCUAAUUUUAUUUAAAAGAAAAAUACAAAGUUGUAAAAAUAUGCCUCCUUUUUAAAAAGCACCCCUCCCUCCAGGACAUGUAAUCCAGAGUCACAGGGCUGGGCUCAGAGGGAGCAUCUCUGUGCCGAUGUGCUUUCUUUACAGUGGCUGUAAAAACUUUGUAUUUAUUAUGUACAAAAUGUUGGAUAAUAAAAAAUGGAAUUAA